This is a messenger RNA of Priapulus caudatus, 2822 nucleotides long. RefSeq names its product double-stranded RNA-specific adenosine deaminase-like. Gene Ontology annotation, biological process: RNA processing; adenosine to inosine editing. Bases 16 to 2685 code for a protein of 889 amino acids. The transcript is spliced from 14 exons. Gene Ontology annotation, molecular function: double-stranded RNA binding; double-stranded RNA adenosine deaminase activity; tRNA-specific adenosine deaminase activity. Lineage: Eukaryota; Metazoa; Priapulida; Priapulimorpha; Priapulimorphida; Priapulidae. The record is from RefSeq and is a predicted model, not a curated record. Gene Ontology annotation, cellular component: nucleolus; cytoplasm.
CUUCAGGUAGACAAGAUGGAUCGUAGAAUUAUUCAGAUUCUGCAGAGUAAUGGGCUACCGAUGAAGCCAGUAGAGAUAGGAAAGCUUUGUGGUGUUGCGAACAAAUCCGAUCUUAAUCAUCUUCUCUAUGGCAUGAAGGCUCGAGGACUGCUGAACAAAGAACAGGAUGUACCACCACUGUGGACUGUUGCUGUCGGGGAAUCGGCUGGUACUGGUCCUCCUGUGAAGACAUCAAAACAGCAGUUGUCUGCAAGGAACCAUCAUGACUUAAACGGUGCACUGCCAAAUAAACACCUACAGACUAGAAGCUUUACGGAGUAUAGAACUCCACCGAAACCAUACAGUGACUCUGAUGACUCUGGCAGUGAAGGCAACAAUGUAAGCCACACCAGUGCACCCCGAACCGAGCAACCAGACUACGAAACUGCAAGUACUACGCAUCAAGUAUCCGAGCUGGAAACCAAGGUCCUUAAACAUCUCUCUUCCUGCAAAGGCAAUAGCAAUCAUACACUACUCAUCGCAAAAGCGAUUGGUUUGCGAACGAAGAGUGACGUUAACCGCGCACUAUACGCUCUCGCGAAAAAAGGCCUGAUCUUACAAUGCUGCGACAAUUCGAAAAUAACCUGGGCUCUUGCUGAAGCAGGGAUAAAGCUUACUGCUGCAACGUCUACCCAAUGCGAAGGUGGCACGUUGGAAGCACAAGUACAACUUAGACCAGCGUGCGAAAGCACACAUCAAAGCCUGCAGCCGUCAUUCGAUGCACGUUCGCAGCCACCUUACAUUCCUGGUCGACAACCUGGGUCUUAUCCCCGCCCCGACACCGAAGCCGCAUUUACACCCACUAAUCAGGGAGCGUGGAGCGACGGCACGACGUACAGUCCAGCUGCCGCACCGGCAUCGACUGGCAAUACGUUCACAGCAGCGCAAGCCGCAGCCAGUUGGAACUUGUGUCAUGUGGCACAGGCUGAGCCACCACCACUGCCCUCUCUAAUGCUCCAGACGGAUGACCGAUACAACAUAUUGCUCGGAAACAUUCCGUCGUCUCAGCGUAGCGUGGCACAAAACAUGCCGUCAAUUUGGUCCAGUACUGGAUUAGAAGCCUGCAUGUCCAGUGAACCUGUCACUGGUGUUUCGAUGUGCAGCCCGAGUGAUCACAACUCUGGUAGCCACAUAUCGGCGACGGUUGCCGCGGCGACGCUGUCACUGCCGCGUGUCAACUCCUUGGACGUGCUCACUAGCGCCACCUUCGCCGCGCUAAACAAGAACCCGAUUAGCGCACUGACGGAGUACGGGCAGGCCCGCCGCGUCGCUGUCGCCCUGGAUGUCGUCCGGUCGUGGGGUCAGCCUCACUGUCCAAGCUUUGAGGUGGCAGCUAAAGUAGAUGGAAGGCAAUUUCCAAGUGUUACUGCCAAGACGAAGAAAGAUGGCAGGCGAAUGGCUGCUGAUUUGGCUAUGCGUGCGCUUAUGGCUGAGGGCCUCUACCAACCGAAAGGACCAGUGGAUGCCAGCAUCAUACAGCAACUGGAACAGGGCACAUGGGCUGAUCGAGUUGCAGCUCAAUGUCACUCUACAUUCACCCACCUAACAGCUGAAAUUCAGGAGUCACUAGCAGGAAGAAAGGUGUUGGCGGCAAUCGUUAUGAAAAGGGAGUUGACUGAUCAAGGAACAGUCGUUGCUAUGGGCACUGGUAAUCGUUGCAUCACGGGAGAAAGAAUGAGCCUGGAGGGGCAGGUUGUCAAUGACUCUCAUGCAGAAGUUAUUGCAAGAAGAAGCCUCGUAAGGUUUCUCUACAAGCAACUAGACUUGUAUGCUAGGGACCCAGCACAUUCCAUUCUACAACCAAGCAUUGCAGGUGACCUUCUAAAGGUGAAGGAUGGACUCUGCUUUCACCUGUACAUCUCCACUGCACCAUGUGGAGAUGGAGCCAUAUUCUCUAUCUCUGACAAGGAGGACAAUUACAUGAAUGAUGAAAACACACAGGAACACAGGCCGAAAUUUAGCUCAAAAGCUGGUCAGCUCAGAACCAAGAUGGAGAAUGGGGAAGGAACGAUACCAAUAGAGGCAAACUUCACACAUCAGACUUGGGACGGCAUCGUGCGAGGGGAACGACUGCGUACUAUGUCGUGCAGUGACAAAAUAGCACGGUGGAAUGUUUUGGGCCUGCAAGGAGCAUUGCUGUCAAACUUCCUGGAACCCAUCUACUUGCAUUCCAUCACACUUGGUUAUCUGUACAAUCACGGUCAGUUGGCUAGAGCGGUCUGUUGCCGGAUUUCCCAACCCCAAGUCGAGCUUCAGCCUCCGUACAAGGUCAACCAUCCCUGGCUGGGUCGCAUCUCAAAAGCGGACGCUCUGAGAGAGACUGAGAAGACGAAGCAAACUAGCCUGAACUGGUGCAGUGACGAUGACCGAGUGGAGGUCACAGAUGGCAGCACGGGUCAAUGCACACUCUCCAGGGCUCUGGAUGAAACCUCCAUAUCACGAGUAGCCAAAUGCAAGCUGUACGAAAAAUUCAAAGAGACGUCUAACCUGUUUCAUAGGAUGGACCUCCUAGGAGCAGAAUGCUACUACAAGGCUAAACAAACGGCUACCUUGUACCAGCAGGCGAAGGCACAACUUUUCAAGUUGUUUUUGAACCGGGGAAUGGGAACGUGGAUAUGCAAACCUAUGGAAGAGAAGUUAUUCUAAAAGAAACUUCUCAUGUAUCUCAUUGGUUAGAGUUUGAGGAGGUAUUUAGUGCUAUUAGUAAUUAUACUUCAUUGUAAAAUGCCAUUUUUUACGAGUAUAUUUCGUUGAAUUUGAAAUUAAAAUUUUCAGUUAUGAUA